This is a messenger RNA of Saccostrea cuccullata (small rock oyster), 3903 nucleotides long. RefSeq names its product UDP-sugar transporter UST74c-like. Gene Ontology annotation, cellular component: Golgi apparatus. The transcript has 12 exons. Lineage: Eukaryota; Metazoa; Mollusca; Bivalvia; Ostreida; Ostreidae. Gene Ontology annotation, molecular function: antiporter activity; UDP-N-acetylglucosamine transmembrane transporter activity; UDP-N-acetylgalactosamine transmembrane transporter activity. The coding region runs from base 34 to 999 and encodes 321 amino acids. The record is from RefSeq and is a predicted model, not a curated record.
AAACAAUGUUGUUCUUAAAUGUAAACACGAAAGAUGGAGGAAGACGUUGGCUCACUUUUCUCCAGAAUUGCCUCUGCUGUUUUCUAUGGAGUGGCAUCUUUUAUGAUAAUUGUUGCCAACAAAUUAACGCUUACAUCUUACGGUUUUCCAUCUUUCCAGUUCCUGGCACUUGGUCAGAUGACCACAGGCAUUGUGGUUCUUUUCUUGGCAAAACUGGUUGGUUUAGUGGAUUUUCCUGGAUUUUCUUUUGGAAUAUUUGUUAAAAUAUGGCCAUUGCCAAUGAUUUUUAUUGGCAACUUACUGUUCGGUCUUGGUGGAACCAAGAAGCUAAAUUUACCAAUGUUUACAAUUCUAAGAAGAUUUGCCAUUCUCUUUACAAUGAUUGCAGAAUAUUAUGUUUUAAAUGUAAAGGCACCAAGAGUGGUACAGUUUACAGUUUUUCUGAUGAUAUUUGGUGCUAUAGUUGCUGCCAGUGAUGACCUAACCUUUGACCUCACUGGUUAUAUCAUGAUUUUACUCAAUGAUGUUUGUACGGCAGCCAAUGGAGUGUACACCAAGAAAAAGCUGGAAGCAAAGGAUCUAGGGAAAUAUGGAUUAUUAUUUUAUAAUUCCCUCUUCAUGAUUUUACCAGUGUUUGCUUUUGCUUUUUUUAAUGGAGAAAUUGAAAAAGGUCUGGCUUUUAAAGACUGGGGAAAUCCCUGGUUUCUGCUACAGUUUUUGUUAUCCUGUACCCUAGGGUUCAUCCUGAACUAUGCCAUUGUUCUUUGCACUCAUCACAAUUCCGCACUCACCACAAAUAUUGUUGGUGUUUUAAAGAACCUUUUGGUGACAUACAUAGGAAUGUUUUUAGGAGGAGACUAUCAUUUUAGGUGGAUUAAUUUCAUUGGUGUAAAUAUAAGUGUGGCGGGAAGUAUUAUAUACAGUUAUGUGACCUUCAGGAAACCACCCACUGGAACUAUAGAAAUCAAGAAACCAGAUCAACCUGUACAAACAGUAUAGUAACUUAACUGAGGCUAUUUCUUAUGUACAUUACGCAUUUAUUUGAGUGUUGAUCUUCCAACAAAGGUAAUGUCACUAUACCCCUAUAAAAUCUUAAAUAAUCAUAAGUCAUCAACAAAAUGUUUUGCAUACUUAUAUCUCUAUCCAUUUUGAAUGCUGCCUAAAAAUUUCAUUUGGUAUAAUAUAAUGCUUUAAUAUAAUAAACACAAGAUUAGCUAGGUUUUGCCUAUCAUAAAAAAUGUCAAAAAGACAUCAGUAAUGAGAUGUUAUGAAGUGAUAAAUGAUCAAUAAACCCUAUUAAUUUUAUGUUUAAAUCUGGAUAUUUUUUAAAAAUAUGAUAAAUAUUUAUUGAAGAAAUUUUUAGGCAGCAGUCAUAAUAAGUAAAGCUAUAAGAGUUUAAAUUUUAGUUGAAAAUUCCAACUACUUAACACUUUAUAGUAACUGUGACAUUACUUUUGGAUCAGCCCUUGUAUGAUUGAUCAUUGAGGAGACGGAAUUGAUAUUUAGGUAUCUUGUGUUCAGUAGAAAAUUCUGAUUUACAAGUGGGUUAUCAUAAUACAGAAAUCCAUGCUUUACCGUCCAUGUGAAUACACUUGUUUCCAGAAAAAAAAAAUAAAGCGUUAUGAUAUGUUCUAAGAAAUUCAAUAACUGAAUUGACACAAUCUUGCUCUAUAGAAUCAGUGGAUUUAUGAAACUGCUUUGCAUAGAAACUAGCUACAUGUAUAAUUUUAUAAAUAUUUGUAGUGCAUCAUAGUAAACAAAAUUGUUCAGAAUGUUUACCAUACAUAUGCAAAAUACAAUUUUACAGCAAUUUAACUUCAUUAAUGCAUGUAUGUAUGAUUCUUUUAAUUUAUAUAAGAGAAUCUCUAUUUUGAAAUCCAUGUUUUCUAUAUGUUAUUAUAGCUUGUUUGACUUGCCAAGUACUUGAACACAAUUUGUCUGUCAUUUUGGCUACUGUAGAUCAAAUUUUUGUGAAACUUUAUUUUUGUGAGACGCAUUUUGUUCCUUAUUUUACCCAGAUAAUAUAUUGCAAAAUGACUCGUAGUCAGGAAAUACAAGGAACAUGGGUGCGCAGGUUUUCACAUACAGUGGACCUUCAGAUAUCCGGAUGCCAGAUAUCCAGAUGCUUCAGCACCGGGACGAUUUUUCAUUGGAACGGAUUUUUUUAAAGUUAUUUUGUUUUGUUAAAUUGGUACCGGUAAUUCAGGUAUCCGGACACUUCAUAUACCGGUCUCUUGACAAAUUGACAGGAAACCAAAUCGUCCGGAUAAACGAGGCUCCACUGUAUAUUUAAGGAAUAACAGUCCAAUGUUUGGUUUCAUGAUGUGAUCAUGAAAUUGGCUUUUGUGAUAAUUUACAUAUGAACACCAAAGGGGUUUAUAAGCAUAAAAUUAUCACACAAGUCAGUUUCUUGAUCAUCAUGAUCACAAAACCAAAACAUCUUGACAGUUAUUCCAUACAUUUACUUGUCCAGUUGAACUUUGGUAUCUCGAACACUGAAGUGUGGAGUAUCAUGACUAUGUUGAACUGAUUUUGAAGUUCCAACUACUUAUUCUUUAAGUAUUUUAAUUAUCCUUAAUAUCUCAUGUUAGAAUGAAAUUUUUGUGAGCAGAUGCUUUCAUAUAAUGGUCUCGCUAUAAUAAAGUUCUCACCAAUAAAGAUUGAGCAAUUUACAGUAUUCAUUUUUGAAACAUGUACUUAGUACUAAGUAUUUAGUACAUGUAAACAGACAGUAUAUACUUAUUAACUCAUAAAUUAAAUAACAUUGUGAUAUUAUAAGUUCUCUUUAACAUGGUAAUUAUUUUUUAUAUUCAGGUAACAUUGUUUUUUAUCUUGUGUAUCUGUUGUUAUGUUGUAUAUGUUAAGGAUAUACAGAUGGAUUUUUAUUUCUAUAUCAUUAAAUCUUUUUUUUUUUUGGUGCAGCCAGGCAAACAUUAAACAUUAGUGGGUAUUACAAUUAAGGAAUUUUUUAUUUUUAUUUGGAAUGGUGUUAGGGUUUAUGUGUUUGUUGACCAGAAUGUUUCAAUCCUUUUAUAUCAUAUUUAUGUUUUCAUAACCCUUGCUUGAAAAAGGAAUAUUUAAUACCACACAAAUAAAAUUUGAUACUUUCACAGAAUCUUUAUAACUUAGUGCCAUUGUGACUUCCGAUUUCACUUUUUGAUUGGACAGUUAUUUUGGGAUUCCCAUAGCAAAACAUUGACAAUGCUAUAAUACUCCCUCUUGUUUCAAGAGGUGUUGGGCUUCAAACUUGUAUAGUAAUUAUUAAACUUGAAAAGUUUUUUUUAUCUAAGAACAGCUAGUUUGUAUUUAAGGUAUACCUUUACUCAGAUGACCAAAAAUUCCACUGAUAAGAAUGAAAAACCACCUAUUGCACAUUGUACACCAAUGAUUCUUGUGUUAAAUUUCAAUUUCAAAUAACUAGGUCAAUGACCUACUUUUCAUGCUAGUGGCCCCUGAGUAUUUCUCGGGAAAUACCUAAAUUUUUCACAAUAUGACCAAUUUUUUUUUAUACACACAAAAUAUUACAAGCAACUAAACUCUUUAAAUAAUGAAAUAUUAUAGCAAUGGAACAGCCUUGCUUCAUAUAAAGAAAUGAUUGGAGUUUGGGCCAGAAAUGUGAUAAUUAUAACAGUCCAAAUUUCCUCUGUCAUAUUUAUAUUUUUUUCCCCAUUUUAAAUCGAAUAUUACAAAAAUCUGACUCAGAUAAGAACUCUAAACAAUCCAUAGCCUCAGAUUACUUUUGAUGCCCUAAUUCUCAUGGUAUUGAUAUCAUAUGGGGUCAAUGAUCAAAUUAUUGAGAUAUAUUGUCUGGAAUGGUUUUUGUACAUAUUUUUGAAUUUCUUUAUUUUGUAGCAUUCAAUUAUUUGAUAUAAUUUAUGAGCUUUAACACAUAUAAUAUUUGCA